AUGCCCAUAAGCUUCGUAUCAACAAGUGACGAUACAUCGAACAAAAAUUUAAAUCAUGUGGAUCCUUCAUUUAUAUACACAGAAAUUCUCAAACAAGUUCUAUUCACUAUUCAAUUCGAUCAAAAGCAUUUCAAAGAUUUUAUUGCAUAUUGUCGUCUUCAAUUUGCUGAAAACAAUCAUGAAUUAAUCAGUAUUAAUGAGCUAGAACGAAGUUAUUACGAAAAAACACCUAUCUGGUGGUAUAUGCAACAAUGCUUCGUGUAUCCCAUGCUCAAUUUUGGAUUACGAACAAUGAACGCUGACAUCAUUCACAAGAUGAGUUUCCUCGUCAAUGACCUUCAUCGUCAGAUUGAAAAGUUGCAUUCGGAACAGUUUAGUGAUCAUCCAGUUGACAAUAUCUUUACAGUGUAUUAUGGACAAGGUCUAUCUACCGCCAAUUUUGAGCAGUUGAAGAAAACCAAAGGUGGUCUGAUGUCGUUCAACAAUUUCUUAUUAACUAGCAAGAAACGUGAUGUUUCAAUGGAAUUCACUCACAACGCCCUCUCGAAUUCGAAUUUGGUGGAUAUUCUUUUCGUCAUGACCAUCGAUCCCAGCCAAUCUAAGACACCAUUCGCCUGUAUUGAAAAUUUUAGGUAUUCUCAAGAAGCAGAAGGUGACGUACUCUUUUCCUUGCACUCAGUAUUUCGUAUUGGUGAUAUACAACGAAUGAGUAAUAAUACUCAACUAUUUCAGGUAAACUUGACUUUGAUCGGUAUCAACGACGACGAUCUUCGCCAACUCACGGAUCGGAUUCACCAAGAGAUUUUUCCCGAAGAAGAAGGAUGGUUUGGAUUGGGUCGACUACUACUAAAGAUAGGUGAACCUAAGAAAGCCGAAGGAGUAUUCAAUAUCCUACUUGAUUAUUCCGACAAAGUGGAGGAAAACGGAACUCUUUAUCAUUAUAUUGGAUCAGCCAAAAAUGAUCAAGGAAAAUAUCAAGAGGCCAUUCAGUUCUAUGAGAAAUCACUUGAAAUACAUGCAAAGACACUACCAUCCAAUCAUCUUAGUUUGGCAACGUCUCAUGAUGCUAUUGGUGAUGUAUAUAAAAAUAUGAGUGACUAUUCCAAUGCACUUGUACAUUACGAAAAAGCCCUUAAAAUUAAACAACAAUCACUUCCACCCACCCAUUUGUCUAUGGCUUUAUCAUACAAUAAUAUAGGAUCAAUGUAUGAAAACAUGGGUGACAAUCUCGAAGCACGUUUGUACUGCGAAAAAGCUCUAGAAAUUAAUGAAAAAAUACUUGCAUCCGAUCAUCCUGAUUUGGCUGCAUCUUACAAGAACAUCGGUAAUACUUUAUGUAAUAAUUCAGAGGACUAUGAGAAAGCACUUUGGUAUUUCGAAAAAGCUCUCGUAAUCGAACAACAAGCACAUCCACCCGAUCAUUUAUCUUUGGCUUCAUCGUAUAUCAGUAUCGGUUUAGUGUAUGAAAGCAUAGGUGACUAUUCUAAAGCUCUUCCGUAUUACGACAAAUUUCUUGAAAUCAAGGAACAAUCACUUGCAGCCGAUCAUUCUGAUUGGCCUACAUUGUACAAUGAUAUCGGUUCGGCAUAUGAGAGAAUAGGCUACUAUACCAAUGCACUUUCCUGCCAUGAAAAAGCUCUUGCAAUUCAACAACGAACACUUUCGCACAAGAAUCCUACUUUAAUUACAUCCUACAACAAUAUCGGAUUGGUAUAUGAGAAAAUGGGUGAUUAUCACAAAGCGAGGACAAAUUACGAACGAGCGGUAACUAUUGCAGAACAUUCAUUAUCAUCAACACACCCUCGUCUUCAAAAAUGGAAAGAGAACAUUGAUCGCAUGAACAAGAAAUUGUAA
Adineta steineri is the source of this 1854-nucleotide messenger RNA. Lineage: Eukaryota; Metazoa; Rotifera; Eurotatoria; Adinetida; Adinetidae. The record is from the annotation of a GenBank genome assembly.